AGUACAGUCAUUGAUAUCAAAUCAAUGGAGAUGAAAUAUUUCAAUAUGAAACGAGCAGUUUUCGAGAGUUAUUAUAUUAUUGUGCCUCUCCUGCUCGGUCAGAAAAGUAUUGUCUUCUUCCAACAUCAACUUCUUUCGUUUCUUUCAAGACCUUCACGCAACUUCAUCCAAUUUUAAGACUUUGAUAGACAAGAUGCAUAUUCCUAAAUUGUUAGAGUUCUCCACUUACCUCGGUUUGAGUUAUGGUGCUUGCGAUACAAACGUCACAAUAUCAGGGCUAGGAAGAACUGGCGAUGGACAGCCGGCUCUCGAUCGCCCAAUCGGUCUCUUUUCUUUUGGAGGAUCAAAAUGCUCUCCAGAGACCACAGUUCAAACCCAAGACAUCACUUAUAGCCAGAUCAGUAUCCGCAGUUCUUCGAGAUCCGAUUGGUACAGCUACUAUGGAUUCCCGACUUUUGACUUAUCCGCGCACUGCGAUAUUCAAAGUUCCGGGGUUCCUCUGCGAGAAUUCGUCCAAACAGGACAUUUUAUAUGGACCUUAAUCCCCGAGCAAAAAAUCACAAACAUUGUUUGCGAAACUACUCCUCAUACCAUGGUCAACUUCAUCGGCCGCGAGAAAGAUGGAACACAACUUUUCCGCAUGGAAAAAGUGGUUGGAAAUUCAGAGCUGGGAUUCAGAUUUGACUCAGAGUCUCUAACCACUAUUCAUCAACUGGAAUCUACCUACCCAUACUUCAGCUCUUGCAAAGUAUCAAACGGAGAGAAUAAAUUCUCGUUCACGAGAACCGAUCGUGGCAUUCACACUAUUCAUCCCCCACAAUCUAAGCUCAAGAUUUCGUGUCCGGAUUUGGCUUCGUAUCCGUGGAAAGGAACGUCGAUGCCAAAAUUGUAUGUUCAAGGUUCGUGAUUAUUAUGGGAUCCGGGAGUUAUGUGGAGUUUGGUUUGGCUUGGAUGAGAUAUCCAAAUUACUGUAGGGUUAUAUAAUUUUUACGUUCUGGAUGUAUUUAUAAGGUAGAUGUGAGAUGAGAAGAAGAUAUUAACUCUCUCACGAUUUAAGUAGUUAACCGAUAUCCCUACAUCGUGCACGUCCCUGUAUCGUGCACACUUUUUUAGCUUUCAAAAACA
Botrytis byssoidea is the source of this 1125-nucleotide messenger RNA. RefSeq lists its product as uncharacterized. The record is from RefSeq and is a predicted model, not a curated record. The transcript has 4 exons. The coding region runs from base 194 to 907 and encodes 237 amino acids. NCBI's taxonomy places the organism in Eukaryota, Fungi, Ascomycota, Leotiomycetes, Helotiales, Sclerotiniaceae.